CUUCAAAAUUUAGUAAAAAAAUAUAAAAAUAUACAGCGAAACAAGUUUCAGAAUUUUGAGUCCUCCUUUCUUUUCCUGCAAAAUUUCUCCUGAGACUUCAAAAUCCAAAUAAAGUAAAAGCUCCGAUCCAUAUCAAAAAGUGCAAAUCUUUGUUUCCCCCCAAAAAAACCUAAACCUACAUGAUCUUGGGGUGAUUUUUCGGUGAUUCUCGCACUCUCCGGUGGUGAUUGAUGGCAGGCACAGAUUGGAGAGGGUGAAACGUUCGUUUAAUUCAACUACAACUAUGGAAUUAUGGAUGGAAUCAAGAAAUAAUAGAGGAAUAUACGUUGCCGGUACUGUGUAUCAAGCCCCAAUCAGAGAUCUGAGUCGUUCAAUCACAAUUUCAGGCACAUCAAACACCUAUCAAAGGAUGAUACUAGCGCUUUCUCCUUUGUAAAAUCAUUCUGCUGUAAAUUACCUGUGUUUUUCUACAUCGUCAGGUUCUGUCUAAGGCUUGGAGUUUUAUUUUAUAUUUAUCCCUUCUUGUUUCGGAAAUCCAUUGCCAAUCCGAGAAAGCCUUUGCAUAGAAGAAAUGGAAGGGAAUCAAAUGAUCCCUAAAGCUGCCAAGAACGGAUAUGGAGUGUGUUGAUGUGCGAAGAAUAUCAUGUUGCAGUGCCUAGACGGAUUUAAGCAUUUGUGUGCUGUCCUGCUGGGGUGUUGUGAUCAACAACGAGAAGGCCUUGUAGAUCCAGAAGUUCUUGCGAGGGUGACAGUUUUUAGUGUAAGUGAAAUCGAAGCUUUAUAUGAGCUAUUUAAGAAGAUCAGCAGUGCUGUAAUUGAUGAUGGGCUGAUCAACAAGGAAGAGUUUCAGUUGGCUUUAUUCAAGACAAACAAAAAGGAAAGCUUAUUUGCUGAUCGGGUGUUUGAUUUGUUCGACACAAAACACAAUGGAAUAUUAGGUUUUGAGGAGUUCGCACGUGCUCUGUCAGUAUUUCACCCCAAUGCACCAAUUGAUGAUAAGAUUGAAUUUUCUUUUCAACUGUACGAUCUCAAGCAGCAAGGAUUCAUUGAGAGACAAGAGGUGCAGCAAAUGGUAGUGGCGACACUUGCUGAAUCUGGCAUGAAUCUUUCAGAUGAUGUAAUAGAAAGUAUCAUUGACAAGACCUUUGAGGAGGCUGAUACAAAACAUGAUGGCAAAAUUGACAAGGAAGAGUGGCGUAGUCUUGUUUUGCGACAUCCAUCUCUCUUGAAGAAUAUGACUCUUCAAUACCUCAAGGACAUCACUACUACAUUCCCGAGCUUUGUGUUUCACUCACAGGUUGACGAUACCUGAGGUUUUGCAUCCAUUUUUAACUUUAGGAGUCUUUAUUGAGAAUGGUUUGUACCUUUCUAGACAACAGUGUGGGCCUACUGAGAUCAGAGUGCCCAGAAGAAAGCUGGCAGUUCAGAUUGUUUAUUGUUAGGAACAAUGGUUUGUAUUUUUUAUUCUAUGUUCAACUCCCAAAAUUCUUUACGUCUUUCAGAGACGUUUUUGGCUUGAGUUAAGUUGCAUUAGUUUUC
Molecule: messenger RNA, 1539 nt
Organism: Macadamia integrifolia
Lineage: Eukaryota; Viridiplantae; Streptophyta; Magnoliopsida; Proteales; Proteaceae
Product: calcineurin B-like protein 3
Exons: 11
Coding region: 644-1312 (222 amino acids)
Biological process (GO): calcium-mediated signaling
Molecular function (GO): kinase binding; calcium ion binding
Source: RefSeq, a predicted model, not a curated record